CGCCCCCAGCGUGGAUACCGACAGCUCGAGUCAGCGCCGAGCACAAUACUGUCACUUUACGUGGGUUAUGGACUUUUCGGCCACGAUGGGGAGUUUUCAUAUUCAUGCAACACAAGUUUAUCGGUGUGUCUGUGCCUGAAGCAUAGCUCUAAAGUGAGCAGGGAGUCUGUGCGGCGCGUGAACGGCUCGUAUCUCCGCGUGCUUUAAUUCAGGAUGUCAGGGUUCUUGAAAAGCCGGUAACGAUACAAAGUGAGUUUGCUGAAUGUCCAGCAUCACACACAAGGGAUCUGCGACGGAGUCGAGCGAUUUAGACAAGUGUCAUUUCGCUUCUGAAUGCUCUAAAGAAACAUUUUUAUUUUGCGUCUUUAACAAAAUGGAACAUUUAGCAGCAGAGUGCCUUGUGUCUAUGUCCAGCCGCGCAAUUGUUCACGGUCCUAAAGGGAACAGGGAGAUCCGACCCGAAACUGCGGCUGCACCGAGGAGCGGAGAGGAGACCAAGGAAGCGCUGGUGAAGGACAACUCUUCUCUUUUUGUCGUGGCCCGAAUUCUGGCGGAUUUCAAUCAGCAGAGCCCUACUAAUUUCGCCGAGCAGGCAAAAACAAAAGAAGAGAGCGUGCCACCACCACCAGCACCACCAACAACAACCCCAGCGCGAGAGGAUGGAAACUCUGCCACACCUACCACCGUCCCUGCCGACUCUGCCCUUAAACAAAGAGGCAAGCGACUGAGGGCUCGCGCUGAGCAGGAAUCCCCGCAGAAAAAGCACAAAUGCCACUAUUCUGGCUGCGAAAAAGUUUAUGGCAAAUCGUCACAUCUCAAAGCUCACCUAAGGACACAUACAGGAGAACGGCCCUUCCCGUGCACCUGGCCUGACUGCAGUAAGAAAUUUGCUCGCUCGGACGAGUUGGCACGCCACUACCGUACCCAUACGGGAGAAAAGAAGUUUGGCUGCCCGCUGUGCGACAAGCGCUUCAUGCGGAGCGACCACCUGAUGAAGCACGCUCGCCGACACUCCGACUUCCAGCCGGCCAUGCUGAAGAGGCAGCAAGGAGGCAGCGGCGCGUUGACCGUAGCGAGCAGCACGCGGCCCGGAUCGCUGAGCGACUACAGCCGCUCGGAUGCCUCCAGUCCCACGCUCAGCCCCGCACUCAGCCCCGCACUCAGCCCAGCCAACUCGCCUUAAACCCGCCUGCACUUUCCGCCCUCUGCCCCCUGCAGCUCAUUGCUGUUUUUGUUUUGUUUUUGUUUUUAACUCAAUUUUUUCUGUCCAAAGUAGUGAUGUUGCACACUUAUUAGCCACCACCUCUCUUUGCUAAUCCUUUUCGGCUUGCUGUGGUGUACUCUACUGUACAUAACUGCUUCCUGUAGUGCAAUUUUUUUCUCACCAACUUCAUAAAAAGAGAAAAGCAGAAAACAGAGAAGAAAAAAAAUGCCUUUUCCAGAUGGCAAUAUUUACAUGAUGUACCAUAUGUCUGUAUUUUUUAUAGCCUCUGGCCACAGCCAGUUUCCAUUGUAUUUUUGUUGCUCUCUCUUUUGAUCAAAUCUGUUCAAAUGAACAAAAACGUAGACAGAAUUAACAGGUUUAGGUUUUUUUUGUUUUGUUUUGUUCUCUCUUUUUAUUUAUGACGGGUUAGGGGGAGUGGCGCACACACACACCUCAGGAUUCUAGACAGUUGUUUUUCUUUCUCUCUCUCUCCUUUAAUAUUCACACUGACUGCACAAUACAAGCAUCACUUUACUCUGAAAUUCAACAAGGGUUGAAUUUUGUGCCCUGCUCAGGGAUGGCCUUGUUAGCUUGAAAGAAUGAACAUGAAGAGAAAACAUACAUAAAACAGCCUUACACACAACACACGAAAAAAAUGCACUCUUCCUUUUGUCUUUUUUUAUUGGUUUUCACAUGAUUUGAGACUAGUACUAGGUUUAACAGUCAUAAAAAUCUGGAUAUCCGAUCUGGCUGUAAGACGUGGUACCCCGGCUUUGGGACUAGAAUGGAGUAGAAGUCAUUGUGUAUUGAGACUGGAAGUAAUUCUUUUUGUUUUUAACAUUGCUAUCUCUAAGACUCUCCUUUUUUUCCCCCACAAAUCUGUGAGGGUUGUUCUGGAUAGGUUCUUCGUCGUACAUGUUAUAGUGGCCUAAAUCCAAUUUUUUUGGUCUAGAUCUGACAUGAAGAGAAAAAUGAAAUCAGAUUUAAGCCACUAUUGUAUGUACACCUAGUUUGUUGUGUGUGUGUGUGUGUGUGUGUGUGUGUGUGUGGGUGUGUGUGUGUGUGUGGGUGUGGGUGUGUGGUCUCAGUGAGUCAGAUUAUAAUCUUUUUUAAUUAUUUAUUUUAUUUUACUCUUUUACAUCACACUUCACUGCACUUGUGUAACUUCGUGGCUCACUUACGGUGGAUCGUCCUCAUGAUGUUGUUGAUUUCAGAAAUACGUGCGUGUGCCACAUUUCAGGGCGGAGCUUUGUUCACACAGUAGGGACAAUGGAUGUAGGUCACUUAAUAAUAAUAAUAAUAAUCAAGGUGAAAAAUCGAUCGGAUUUGAACCGUGAAGCUUGUAGUGUGAACAGAGCUAAAGAAAAUCCCUACACUGUGUGAAUGUAGGCGAUCAAACUGUCAUUACAUGCACCACCUUCCCAAUGAGGAGACUAGAUCCCACUGCUCUCCUUACAGGACUGAACCAAAUCCCCUAAAAUGUGGAGGAUAAAGUUUCAAAGCAGCAGCACUGCACCAUAAAGACUGCACAUGCAUCAGCUUCAGGUUUUUUCCACAACAGUACAGGUUUAACACACACACACACACACAGCAAGGGAUCUGGAUCCCUUUGUUUUUGUUUUUUUAAAUAGAAAAGAGAAUAAAAAGGAAAAGCACACAAGAAGAAACCACCAAAGACUAGAAGGUGUGAAGGUGAGAAUAGGAAAGCUUUUCUGCCAUUGAUAUCCAGAGCUGGGGGAAGGGAGAUACGUUGGCAGUCUCAGGUAACGACAGAUGCCUCGGCCGCGUGACCUUACCCACCUUACUCACUGCCACCUGCCGCUUAGGAAACGGCUAUGUUCACAAGCAGGCUGUUCCUAGCAUGCUGGAGAGUCACUGCAACGGCGAUAUCCUCAGCGUGCCUCUCUCACUCCACCUAGGAAGAAGCAGACAGUGAGAGGAUGGAUGAAGUGCUGAAGGGUGUCCCCAGGGUCUCUGCUCUGGCAGACUAAAUGCAGCCUGGAAGCCUGCAGGUCUUCAGAGAGGAGUAAGCUGGAAACUGGGCUGGGUUGCUGGGGCAGUAAUGGGAGAUUGAAGCUUGCCUAACGAACAAAAGCAGCACUCUGGACGAGGCAGGAAAGAAAGUGCUGACCCCAAGGGAGCCAGAUAAAGACAUGGGGCUUUAUCAUAAGCUGAACGGUUUGGCAGAAGAGACAGCCAGUCAGCUCUCCCCUCUGGAACGCAGACCUCCACUUCCAUGCAUGCUGCCUCGCUUCCUGCCCACCCGCUAAGCGCUAAUGGAAGAGGGAGCAUCCCGUCAUCUAUCAGUGUUCUGCGAAUGGCACAGGGUGGCGGAUCUCAUUUGAUUGGAUGCCUUCAAAAUUUCAGGACAUUUCAGAAGAAAGUAGUUAAGGGCUUGUGAACAGUGAGAAUGUUUAUGGUAACAAUUAAAAUUUCAAGCAUAUCGUGUCCUGAUCUGGAGUUCUAAAUCCUUGGAGAAAAGAAAGAUAAAUUUACUGGAGUUUUUUGUUGUUCCAAUAUUAAGACCUUCCAGACUUUACUCAGACACAUCUUUCUCUUUUCUUUGAACGGCUGCCUUAAAGACAGUUGUAUAGAUCAGAAUAAACUGAUAAGACGAGGCAGCACACAGCUGUAAGACUCUACAGACUUUUUGUUUUUUGUUUUUUACAUUCUUUGCGUAUCCGGACCUCUACACAGACUUCUUUACUGUCGCAGAGACGCUGAUCGAAACAAUCAGUGUUGCUGCUAAACACAUUACCUCAAUAUACCAUUACAGCAGCUGCUUUCAAACUUGAUCCUCAUUGAACAGGGGGCAUUAGACUCAUGAAAUAUUGUUGCUACCAAAUCCAUGCAGUAACAAAUACAUAUCAUUUUAGCAAACAGCAGUUUACCGUCCUUUGCUUGCUGAAGCGUGGGAAGAUGAAGGAGCCAGAUGUGAGAAAGUGGUCUUAUGUUUCUACAAGCCAUUCCUCACAGCUAUGCCUCAUCAGCUCAGGCCAGAAGCUUACAAAACCUGCCAUGAAUAGAGGCACCACUGUCUAAACUCUUUUGGCACUUGCCUCUUACACACACACACACACUUACACACUGAUGCACAUACUCGUUCACCCAUCUCACACUUGUCAAGUCACUUUCACAUAUUCUCGGUUCUCCUUGUCUCACUUAUCAUGCACAUGCGUAUUCCCAUUGACUCUCCUCACCUCAUGGAGGGAGAUACGACUAGGGCACUGUGGCACUUCCCAGCUGGGGCUGUGGUAUCCCUGGACUGCAGGAGCAGGUGAAGGCCUGUGAAUACCAGGCCUUGUCCCUCUCUUCACCCUCCCUAUGCUGUCUUUCUCCUCCCUUCUCUUCCCUUUCCUCCCCUUCCUUCCCUCUUCCCCCCAGGGCCUCGCAGCCAGAGUCUUUCAAAACAGCACACAUAAUCAAAGCUUUCUCUCUUCUCUCUCUCUCAUCUCUCUCUCUCUCUCUCUCUCUCUCACUAAAGAAAACACCCAUAACAAAAUGAAACAGCAUCACACAUACAUUACUCCUGCAGCGAGACCACACAUAAUGCUUUCUCACUAUUAGGUCAUUUUAAACAGAUUCUAGAGGCGUUGGAAUCAAGCAUCGACCAAUUCCUCCCUGUUAUAGCUAACACUGGAACACUAAUUUAGUAAGUACUAAUUAGCUAAAUGCCCUCCAGGCUCACCUGUCAUCAAGCAACCCCAAAGAGCAGAUAAUAACACCUUUCCUUUCAUAUUACUGACAUAUGCUGACCAUAAGCUUCUUCUCAUACUACCACAAAGCUGUGUGUUGCAGUGCAUUGGAAGUGCUGAAGGUCAUGUCUGUGUUCUCUUCACUGUUAGUCUGAGAACACGCUGACUUCUCCUCUGUCUCAGUGAAACUCUCCUCUGUCCAAAACCAGUAGCAUGUUCGAAUAUGUAUGAACCCAUGGCUGUGACUGGUCUUUAAACUGGUCUCACUAUCUUGGGUACUAGUGAAAUGAAUCUAGUAAAAUGUUUCUAGUCCCUGGCAUCCACUUUAGGCACCGGUCACAGGUCAGUGUGAGACAUGGAAAAAAACACAUGCAUUUUCUUUUGCUCCAUAUAUUCACUGUACUGAAAUGACUUGAAUCGGAAACAAGACCAUUGAACAUAGAUUGUGGCAUGUCUAGGGUAAAACUGUACUUGCUCUGUCCUUAGCUUACAAUUCAACUUUACGUGUGAUCAUAGAUGGUGGAUGUAUUCAUCUGGCUUUGUUUAUUUCUAAUAUACAUUUCUGUAUUAUUAUUAAUAUUAUUACUAUUAUUAUUAUUAUUUCCAUUUUCUGAAUGAAAACAUAUUUAGUUAAUAUUUUCUGAUUUUUUUUAUUUUAUUGUUUUAUUUUUAUUUUUAUUUUUAUUUUUUAAGCCCCGAGCAAGACAAACCCCCAGAGUUCCCUCUUUAUGCAGAGACACUGAAUCUUUGUUAAAAGCAGGAUAUAGUUUUGUUUUUGUUUUUUUACUUUAAAAGUUAUGGAAAGAAGCGGGAUAUAGGGGUGAAGAUAACUUUUCUAAGGCUAAUCUUUCCUUCUUUAAUGCCUUGCACACGAUUGAUAUAAUUAGCUUAAUUUUUCAAACGAUACAUAACCAUAGAGACCAUAGCAUUGUGAAUAGGUAGUGUAGUCCCAUGCUAUUAUUAUUAUUAUUAUUAUUAUUAUUAUUAUUAUUAUUAUUAUUAUUAUUAUUAUUAUCCUUACUUUUUAUUAUUCUCUCCUUGGUUAUAGUUGACCAUUUUGUUACUCAUCAUGUAUUUUUUUCUUCCGAACGUGUGUACUUUUACGAAGAAACUCAGAAGGUUAUGAAGUAUGAAGUAUUUUGUUAUUAGAGUGGUAUAACUAAAAUAAUAAUGGGCCAAUGAUCAUGUCAACACGACCUAAUUUAUUAAUACUCCUUCAUUUAGACUGUAAAGCCGAUAAAGAAUCCGAAUAUAUCCGAAAGUUUCCUUAUUAAUUCCUUUUAACAUUAACCAGGAAUCAUAUUUAGCUAUAUUACAAAUUUCCCCGAAUAAUUUAUUUCCUAUCUGUUGCCAGAAUUAUACUAAUCGAUUAUAGUAGAUUUUGAGUUUGAAAAAAAACUAAUAUUUUUAAAAUAGCACAUUAGCUUUGAUAAUAAAGUGCCAAAGGCAUUAAAGUAGCAAAUCCAGGAGAAACCCUUAGAAAAUUCACAUGUAUUCCAUAAUAGAUGACAUUAACUAAAUAACCUUGUACAGUUUUCUAUGAGUGAUGUGUUUUUAAGUAUGUGUACAGGACUGAAUGAUAUGCAUUAGAUACCCAAGUAUUUUUAAGUUUAGCUCUGUUAUUUUAUUUUAUUAUUUUUUUUCCUUUUGGUGUGACGUUAAUGUAGCUUUAUGUUUUUGUUGUUGUUUUUUGUCUGAUUAUUAUUAUUAUGCUUUCUUAAUUUGUUUUAUGCUGUACAAUUUAGAACAUACAUGGUUAAAUAUCCUAAAGUCUUGGAUGCUUUUAUUGUUAUUAUUAAUCAGAAGUGAAAAACCCGACCAUUCCAAAGGAUUGCAAUUUUAUUUGCUGUAAAUGUGAUGCUUAUAUCAAACCAAUGCAUAGAAGCUACAUUACUUUUAUGUAUUUAUUUUAUGUUCUGUUUUUUGGACUGUGAUGUAUUUUACUGAAUGACAUUUGUGACUAGUUCAUUUGGGUACUUUUCUUAACAUUGCAUACUUUUUUUCCUGCUGUUUCGACAAUGCCGCUUGUACUAUAUUUGAUGGUGCCUACUGGACAAAAUAGACACAACCAUUCAUGUUGGGACAGGAUAAGUAGUAAACCCUGAGCCUCUCUCUCAUAAAAGGGAUUUUGCAAGCCUGCUUGCUUGUGUACAUGCAGGUGUGCAUAUUAUUUUGUAGCCAUUCCCACCGUAGGUGAAAGACAGACAUGCAAAACAGGGGUUAGGCCCGUGGAACCGUUGCAUGGAACAUGGGCCAAAGUGGUACAAAGCACCUGCCACUUGAGCCGUCAAGCAAACGAACCCACACUGUACAAUUAAUUGAAGUUCAGCACUGGGUUCCUGUAAUUAGAGCCUCACUGGGUUGUCACCAAAGACUUCUAGAGUGGAUGAAUGUGGCGAUGUUUGCAUUUGCGUUAGCUGGAAUUCAGGCUGCCGUUUCACAAAAGCACAUGAGAGCGCUUUCAGCUGAAAGGAAGAAAAAAAUGUUUAUCCUUCAAAUCAUAUGACUCUUUGGGUUAUUCCCAAACAUGUCUGCCAGGAAGUUUAGGAAACAAAAGAGACCCUUUGAGUACCGAACAAAGCCACGGUAAAGCGAACGGCCCGUGUUAAUUGUCCUGCUAACGUGUUUGUGAAGACUUAGCUAGACUGUUGUUUGCCCAUUAUGAUUGCCUAUGGGUUCUUCUGAGCAGUCUGUAAUGAAGGGUGUCCUUAAGCAGAACUGCACUGUUCUUGUGCAGGUUAGUUUUCUCCAAAGAACCCGUGAUUGGCAGUGUCAAUGCCCUUCAGUAAUUGUGUGGCUUGGAAGAGAAACCCCCGACAUCAAUGACACGAGUGUGAGCACCGUUUAGGAAUGACUGGAAACAUCCUCCACAUAAAAAAUGUUUACCAGGGGAAAAAAAAAACAUUUUUUGUUGUUUUUGGCAUCAUGUUGAUAGCAUUAAUGUCUCGAAAUAUUUCAUAUACGGGGGAUUCAUCUGUGUAUAUUCAUUGUACAUGAAGGCUUGCACAAUACAGUCAUACUCGUACUCUUGGUCACUGGUGGUGACUGAUGCUUUUAAAGCAUGUGGUCAUUCGUUUCAGUCUGUUCUUCUGUUAAUCUGCAUGUUUAGAUUCCAACCCACGGUUAGCCUUUUAGCGGCAUGCUACGUCCAGUGGUGUCAUCAGGGACAAGGCUGCUACGGUAGCAGCUGUUAAUGAGCACACACGACUGGAUUACUAUCGGAGGCUCAAACUCCCAUUCCCUUCUUUCACUUUUUUAUCAUGUGCACUCAGUAAACGUCUGUCCCGACACCUGACACGUUUCUUCACGGCCGAUUCUCUCUAGGCAAGAGCAUAUAUUGGCACGGGAUACCUGAACUCUAGAGAUAUUAGUCACGUUAAUUAGUGAUAUUCAAUGGCCACAACUAAUUAUUGAAGAUCUUUUACAUACCAAUGAUGCACAUUCUUUUGUAAUGACCAUAAAUCUCAAAAAUGAACAAAAAAUGAUGAUGUGUAAAGAUUUCCUGGGAGGUCAUUGAUGCUUCAAGCUGUCCUCUAGGCUUUAUGUGUAUACUUGGCUUGCCUUCCUGAUAUAUGUAUUAGUCUUUAUUUUCUAUCACCAUGCAAUGCCUGUUCCUGUGACUACAGCGCAGCUAUAAAGCGCUUUGUACAAAAUAACUCCUAUUUCAACUAUGGCCAGUCCCUCUCUUCAUGACCUCAUUCAAAACCUGCCAUCCAUCACCAUUUGUUAAUUUUUAUUUUGUCCUUUUUUCUGUUCCUUAAUCAACCAAAUCACUACAGUGAAGUAUUACAGUUGUACAGUUCCACGGAUUAUACCAACUCUUAAUGUCGCUGGUCAUGGUUGCUCUGCUGUAUCUUUUUAUGACAUUAUUUUUUACAUUCUAGACAAUAUAUUGUGACUCUGUCCUAUGCAAAUAUGAGAAUUAACAAGAAUUUGUCAAAUAAUGUAUGUGUCAACUUGUAUGCAUGAAAUAGUGAAGUUUACAUUUGAAAAUAAAUGCAUAAAUAAUCAGCUUUA
Messenger RNA from Hemibagrus wyckioides, 8916 nucleotides. It is a transcript of the gene klf13, whose product is annotated as Kruppel like factor 13. Gene Ontology annotation, molecular function: DNA-binding transcription factor activity, RNA polymerase II-specific; RNA polymerase II cis-regulatory region sequence-specific DNA binding. NCBI's taxonomy places the organism in Eukaryota, Metazoa, Chordata, Actinopteri, Siluriformes, Bagridae. The transcript is spliced from 2 exons. The record is from RefSeq and is a predicted model, not a curated record. Gene Ontology annotation, biological process: regulation of transcription by RNA polymerase II. Bases 263 to 1183 code for a protein of 306 amino acids.